AUGGCGAAAGUAGCAGAAGAGAACAACGCUAGGGAGAACCAUGAUAGAAGGGAUGCAAAGAGAAGAUGGGAAGGAUCGAACAAGUCCGACAAGAAGCCAAAAUGGACUUCAACUUUGGCAAAAACACGAAGCGAGGGAUUUUCUAUUCCUCAAUGUAACAAGAGGCAUAAGGAAGAGUGCAGAGCAGGGAGCCUGACGUGUUAUAGAUGUGACAAACCGGGGCACACCGCACGAAAGUGCCCGGAAGGAAGGAUUUGUUACGAAUGUGGGGCUACGAGACAUUUGCGUCCUGACUGUCCAAAACGUCGCAAUGGUGCGACACCCCACGGGAAGACAGCGAACAACGGAUUCAGGAAGAGACCAGAAAACAGGAAGGAACUGCCUAAGGGACACGGCCGAGCUUACAACAUGACUUUGGAAGAGGCAAAGGAAACACCCGACGUCGUAUCUGGUAUGUUCCCUAUCAACAAUGUGUAUACACAUGUGUUAUUUGAUUCGGGUGCAAAUGGUAGUUUUGUGUUUACCACUUCCUGCCACUAUCUGAAUAGCAGUGCCCGUAGGCUAGACAAAACCUACACUGUAGAAACAGCCGACGGUAGUCAGCGUAAAGUAGAAGAAGUAUUCGAUGAAUGCACAAUUGUUAUAGACGAGAAGGAAUUCCCCGUUAGGCUUAUGCCGAUGUGUUUAGGAGGUUUUGACAUAGUCUUGGGGAUAGAUUGGCUAUCCAACAAUCAUGCGCAAAUAGUGUGUAAUAAGAAUAUGAUCAAGAUUCAGACUCCGAAAGGAGAAACAAUUCAUGUUUACGGUGAUCGAAAGAAGUUUUGCGUAGGGUUGAUCAAUGCAACUAAGGCAAAUAGGUGUCUACGGAGGGGAUGUGAGGCUUACUUGGCAUACGCCAUCGACGCCAAGCUCGAAAAGAAGACGUUACAAGAUGUUCCAGUGGUAAGGGACUACCCAGAAGUAUUCCCGGAUGAAUUGCCAAGAAUACCACCGGAACGUCAGGUAGAGUUCCGAAUCGAUUUGGUACCAGGUGCGUUGAAGGUUCGAGAAGAAAACGUGUCGAAGACCGCUUUUAGGACUCGUUACAGACACUACGAAUUUGUAGUAAUGCCGUUUGGGUUAACAAACGCACCUGCGACAUUCAUGGACUUGAUGAAUCGAGUUUGUGGACCGUAUUUGGACCAAUUUGUCAUUGUCUUUAUAGACGACAUUUUGAUUUAUUCGAAAAAUGAGAAGGAGCAUGAACUACAUUUAAGGAUGAUUCUUGAACUACAAGCCAAGGAGCAAUUGUACACCAAGUUCUCAAAAUGCGAGUUUUGGUUGCAUGAGGUACAAUUUCUCGGUCACAUGGUUAACCCGAAAGGGAUCAAGGUGGAUCCGGCUAAGAUUGAUGCGGUAAUGAAAUGGGAAUCACCAAAGUCAGUAACAGAGAUCCGAAGUUUUCUAGGCCUAGCAGGGUAUUACCGAAGAUUCAUCCAGGAUUUCUCCAAAAUAGCAACGCCCUUGACAACGUUGACUAAGAAGUCAGUUAGGUUUGAUUGGGGAACGAAACAAGAAGAAGCGUUCCAGACACUUAAGGAGAGACUAAGCACUGCACCGGUUUUAGCACUAYCGGAAGGAGUAGAAGAUUUUGUCGUUUACAGUGAUGCAUCAAAGAUGGGUAAGGCAAAUGUAGUUGCCGAUGCACUUAGUAGGAAUGAGAGAAACAGACCAAUCAGGGUUCGAGCCAUGUGGAUGAAUGUUAAG
Molecule: messenger RNA, 1746 nt
Organism: Cynara cardunculus var. scolymus (artichoke)
Lineage: Eukaryota; Viridiplantae; Streptophyta; Magnoliopsida; Asterales; Asteraceae
Exons: 3
Molecular function (GO): zinc ion binding; nucleic acid binding
Source: RefSeq, a predicted model, not a curated record